UGAGUGUGAGCCGGGGAUAGUGAGCAGACUGAGCCGGGCAGAGCCGCCAAGAUGCCGCUGGAGAACCUGGAGGAGGAGGGUUUGCCGAAGAACCCGAGCCUGGCCAUCGCACAGGCCCGCUUCCAGCUGACACUGGGCCCGGAGCGCGCAGUCCCCGCCGUCCGCGGGCAGCUCAUGGACGCCGUCAGGGACAACCAUAUGGCUCCAUACUAUGAACAGCUCUGCAAAGAUGUCGGAUGGCCAGUUGACACAGACCUCUUGAGCAAAAUGAAAAAGGCAAAUGAGGAAGAGCUAAAACGCCUGGACGAUAUACUAGCAGAUGCUGAAACAAAUCUUGGUGAAAGUGAAAUCAGAGAUGCUAUGAUGGCCAAGGCUGAGUACCUCUGCCGGAUAGGUGACAAAGAAGGUGCUUUGACAGCCUUUCGGAAAACGUACGACAAGACUGUGGCUCUGGGACAUCGCCUAGAUAUUGUGUUUUAUCUGCUGAGGAUUGGCUUGUUUUACAUGGAUAAUGAUCUGAUUACACGUAACAUUGAGAAAGCUAAAAGCUUAAUUGAAGAAGGUGGUGACUGGGAUAGAAGGAAUCGUCUAAAAGUUUACCAAGGGAUGUAUUGUGUGGCAAUUCGAGACUUCAAGCAGGCGGCAGAGCUGUUCUUAGACACAGUCUCCACAUUCACUUCCUACGAACUCAUGGAUUACAAAACCUUUGUAACCUACACUGUUUAUGUCAGCAUGAUUGCGUUGGAGCGACCUGAUCUUCGUGAAAAGGUCAUCAAAGGCGCUGAGAUUCUUGAAGUCCUGCACGGCCUUCCAGCGAUUCGGCAGUAUCUGUUUUCACUGUACGAGUGUCGAUAUGGAGUUUUCUUCCAGUCCCUUGCCACGGUAGAACAAGAAUUAAAGAAGGACUGGCUCUUUGCCGCUCACUAUCGCUACUAUGUUCGUGAAAUGAGGAUCUUGGCGUAUAGUCAGCUGUUGGAAUCCUAUCGCUCAUUAACGCUUACGUACAUGGCAGAAGCAUUCGGUGUUGGUGUGGAGUUCAUUGAUCAGGAACUCUCUCGUUUCAUUGCUGCUGGUAGGCUACACUGUAAAAUAGACAAAGUGAAUGAAAUCGUAGAAACCAACAGGCCUGACAGUAAGAACUGGCAGUACCAGGAAACCAUAAAGAAAGGAGAUCUGCUGUUGAACAGAGUCCAAAAACUCUCACGGGUGAUAAAUAUGUAAUGGUCAAUAACUCCACAACGGCCAUUUAGUUUUUGAAUUGUUCUAGUUAUUUCUCUUACUAUUUACAAAUCAUGGGUUUAGUUUAUGCCAUUGUUGAACCUUAUAUGUAUUAAACUUUGUAGUUUACUUGGCUGAUGUGUAAACAAUUUGAGCAAUGUAUAUAAAAUAAACACCCAGAGCACGUUUUCAAAAAUAUCUCAAGUAUCUCAAAGGAAAUUGGAAUUCCAGCUUAAAUACCAAUUUUAAGAUGUGUUUGCGAACGUUGCUCUGGGAAAUUAAAUGUUUCAAACUGU
Molecule: messenger RNA, 1514 nt
Organism: Leucoraja erinaceus (little skate)
Lineage: Eukaryota; Metazoa; Chordata; Chondrichthyes; Rajiformes; Rajidae
Gene: psmd6
Product: proteasome 26S subunit, non-ATPase 6
Exons: 8
Coding region: 52-1221 (389 amino acids)
Biological process (GO): proteasome-mediated ubiquitin-dependent protein catabolic process
Cellular component (GO): proteasome regulatory particle
Molecular function (GO): protein binding
Source: RefSeq, a predicted model, not a curated record